ACAUUGCUCAUGUAAAGUCUUUCAAAAAGUAUGACUUAUUAAAAAUGAAGGAAGACUCAUGCAAUACCUUUUGGAUGAAGGACGUUGAAAACUUUACAUUUUGACACCUCUGAGAGUUGCACAUAAGUGGCAGGAAGAGGCCACAAAAAAGUAUGGCAAAAUCACGCUCAAAAUCACCGAGGUGGAAAUCCAGGCCACCCCCAUAUAGAAGUCCAGAGCACAAUAGACACAGACAUUUUCAAGAGCAUUACCAAGAUGGUGAAGUUUUUCAUAGAGACCUCAAGAGACCUAUACACUGGGAAGAAGAAAGGCAUGGACAAAACAAUUCCAGGAUGACUCCAUAUAAACGCUUUAAUGAUAAAGGCUAUAAGCCGGAUUCAUUUUCUACAGACUUAAGGAAGUCACCCUUUGAAUCAUUUCCUAAACGAAUGCAUUCACCAGAUAGGCGAGGAGAUGGCAAUAGAAGAUUUCCUACAAAAUAUCCUGAGGAUCAUAAUAAACAUGGCCACAGAGAACACAGAGAUUAUCGCCAGAGAAAUCCAGAGCCUAUUGCACAUACUCAAACAAAUGGUUUCAAACCUGCAAGACGAGAGGACACCCAUCACAGAGAGGACACCCAUCACAGAGAGGACACCCAUCACAGAGAGGACACCCAUCACAGAUCUUACCACAGAGAACAUGAUAGGGAUUGGCAUGACCAUGAUCAUUGGAUUCAAGAUCGUACAGAUCCCUAUUUACCACCACCCAGCAGAAGAUCUGAAGAAUUUAUUGAUCGAAACUCAUUUCACAAGAGGCAAUCUGAGGGUCGUGAUUACAGAGAACAUGAACCACUGUCUAAGAGAGCUAGAGAACCAGAUAGACAUGACUACUGGCCACCACCAAGACCUUCUCACUGGAAUGAUGAUCAUACUUCUCGGCCAUAUGACAAGGGCUGGUCAAAAGACAUAGAUAUCAGAGAACCCAGUCCUGUAGUCUACCAGACUCAUUCGGGAAAACUUACCAAGAUAGAAUAUGAUUAUAGUCAUCGAUCGCCCUCAUAUGUACAUGCUGAGCCACAAUUUUCUGAUGACCGUGCUGAGAGGCACAAUCGCUGUGAAGAAAAGAAAAACUUUCCUACCAAAACUUCCCAGAACAACAGAUCACAAAUGAGUAACCGAGAAAGGGGGAAACUUCCUGAACUACCACUAGAACAGUCUACAAAAUACAGUGAAAGAAAAGCUCCUGAUAGGGGAGACAUGUUCAAAAUGGAUAACAAACACCAAAUUUAUAAGCACAAGGAAAGUGGAAGAAAAGCUGAAUACAGGAGGGAACCAAGUUCUAAACGUCACUUGGAUAACCAUAGUCCAAAAUCAUCUGACCCAACCAUAAUCCCGAAGAUUAAUUGUGAAAAGGAAUCUAUUAUGGCUAAUUUGGAUUUGAAGAAAUCUGUGGAUAAGUAUAGAGAACCUCAUGAACACUGGAAUAUCUCCAAAGACAUUCAAGCAAAGCCUGAAAUACCUCAAGGGAAGAGGCAUUAUGAUCCCAAGAGAUCUGAAAAGGAUCUUCCAAAGAGCAGCAGUACCACUUCCAGUGAGAGACAAAUGUCUGAAGACCUGGUUGCAGUAGGUGGGAAAGAUGCUUUUCAGCCCAUGUUUGAUCAUCUAAGUUCUCCAAAGCAAGGAGGAACUAAUGCUCCAAGCACUGAAUUUACUCAGGAAAUCAUAACCAUCAUUCAUGAAGUGAAAGCAAACCAUUUCAAGUCUCCCGAAAUGUCGCUCCAUGAACGUUUCUCCAAGCUGCAAUCUGAAAGCAAUAAGGAAGAGUUGAACCGUAGCAAACCCCCAGCACAGCCCAAUCCAGAGAUCCACAGAAGAAUUGAUAUCUCCCUGGAAGAUCUUCACAACAAGAAGCUUCACAAAACUGAAGUCACGCUGGUCAGCCAUAGAGUGAUUGAAGAUCCUAAUGAUUUGCGACAUGAUAUAGAAAGGCGAAGGAAGCAGAGACUGCACAGCGAGGAGGACAGCGAUGCCAUUGUUGGCUUUUGUGACAGUGAUGCUCCAGGCAGCUAUUACAAACCACACAAUAAUGAAACUGGAGAAUUUCCGAAAAUGUCAAGAGGGGGCAGAGCACCAUUCCAAAAGUUACCAGGGAGGCCUCUGGGUUCAAGCUACAGAGGAAACUCUCAGCAAUUCUUCUCUUCAAGGAGCCAUUUUGAACAUUCAGAUGAGGUCAAAAAGCCUUACAAGGGAUGGAAGACCUCAGCCACAAGGAUGUGACCUACUUCCACAAGCUUCAGGAAGACUCACUAGAUAUUGUAGAUAUUUGACUUUCCAGGGCUUCAUUAAUAGUAUUGGCACUAUAUGAAAAGAAAAACAAUAGUCUUGAUAAAAAUUAUAAAUAUAUAUAUAUAUACUAUUUUCUCAAUAGUGGAUUGCUGCACAAAUUUUGUACGGUUUUCACAGUUUUUUAAUGACCAUGUUCAGAUGGUAUAUUGCUAAUUUCUCAUUACCAUUUUUUGCAAGAAUAAAAUGCAAGGCUGUAAAAAAAAAAAUUAAAUAAAAAAAAAAGUGUUGAAAAAAAGACUACCAGACGGGGCGGUGGGGUGUCGUAUUUAUUACACCUUUUCCUCAAGAAAAGCAUGUUUUAUUUUUGUUUCUGUCAGGUUUUUGUUUGUUUUACGUUGAGAAAGUUGUGUAUUCAUGUAAUAAAG
This is a messenger RNA of Hyla sarda, 2689 nucleotides long. It is a transcript of the gene BCLAF3, whose product is annotated as BCLAF1 and THRAP3 family member 3. The transcript is spliced from 12 exons. Gene Ontology annotation, biological process: positive regulation of transcription by RNA polymerase II. Gene Ontology annotation, cellular component: mediator complex. The coding region runs from base 153 to 2255 and encodes 700 amino acids. NCBI's taxonomy places the organism in Eukaryota, Metazoa, Chordata, Amphibia, Anura, Hylidae. The record is from RefSeq and is a predicted model, not a curated record. Gene Ontology annotation, molecular function: DNA binding; transcription coregulator activity.